This is a messenger RNA of Saccostrea cuccullata (small rock oyster), 3932 nucleotides long. RefSeq names its product RNA-binding protein 33-like. Gene Ontology annotation, molecular function: RNA binding; oxidoreductase activity. The annotation marks the transcript as partial. The record is from RefSeq and is a predicted model, not a curated record. Lineage: Eukaryota; Metazoa; Mollusca; Bivalvia; Ostreida; Ostreidae. The transcript has 16 exons.
AGCCUCCCUCCUCCUGCUUCAGUUCCCCAGAAGAUUCACAUAAACCCUCAUUUUAGACGAGGGUCCAUGCUCCCUCCCAGACAAGGAGAUAGCAUCAUGGCGACCCCGGGGAUACCCCCUCUGCUCAGACCCAGGGAACCCUCCAUGAUGCUACAGCCCAGAGCUCCCAUAGUGCAAUCUGUACCACAGAGUGUUCCUUGGACCUCGCAAUCUAACCCUCAACCAAUCUUCAGCAGACCUCCACACCCACUGCCUCCCCACCAAAUGCCGGAUCCCCCACCCCAUCAUCAUUACGCAGCUCAUCAGCCUCCUCCAAGGCAGAAUGAUCCCUACCCAGCAUUCUCUGGUGGACCGCCAUCUCAUCCUCAUCAGGCCCCCCACCAUUACGUGGGACCUCACCACCACCAGGCACCACAUGGUGGCCCCCCUCCCUUCCAUGGACAGCAGUACCCACCAAGGGAGCAGUACCGUCCCUCCGGGCCCCCACCACAACCACUGAUGGGACAACCCAACCAUCAGUUUCCUGCCCCCCAUCACCCCCAACAACCUCAGCUCAGGGUGGAACCCCAGCAUCCACCCCAUGUACGGAUGGGACCCCCACCCCAUCAGCCUCACAGUGGACCUCCACCACAACAUCAACAUUACAAUCCACAACAUCAUCAAGAACAUAGGUAUCCUAACCCACAACACGCCCCAGAGCCGCACGUCAGACCCGAUUUCCACCCCCCUCACCAGACACAGCAGCAGCCUCCGAGAUUUCAGCCGGGGGCCGCCCCAGGGUAUCAGACCCGACCCCAGAGAUUUCAGUCUCAGGGACAGAGAAUGCCUCAAGGUCCCAAUACUGUACAGAAUAAUGGAGCACCUAGACAACCUAUUAACAAUCCAAAACAAAAUGCUUUAUUGUUGGCACAUGCCAAAAAGCUGAGAGACCGUGCAAAGAAAUUUUCACAGAAUACACCUAUAGUAGUCCCCAGUAAACCUAAGAAGAGGCCCUCAACAGAAGUGAUAGUGGAGGGAAGUAUCGAGCCUUCCCCAGUAAAACAACCAAAAGUAGAAACCAAACCAUUGACUCCAGAGGACAAGGAGCUACAGGAAAAGCUAGCACUGCAGGCUGAACAGAGAGAAUAUAUAAGGCGAAAAAAGGAGGCUAAUAGACAAGCACUGGCCCAGAAAAAACGAGAAGAGUUAGCUCAGCGGCUAGCAGGGACAGGUCAGACAUUAGAAGACAUUGAGCAAAGCUCAACUUCAAGUGGUCUUAUACAACAACAGGUUCAUAAUAAACCAGUACAGGGCAAUGUGGCUCUUAAAAAGACAAUACAACCUAUACACUCCCCACAAGCUGGUCAACAGAUCCAAACAGUGCAGUCAAAUCAAAUCAGAUUUCAGAAUACUCAGGUCUCCCACCCCCCUCAGAGGAAUCCUCAGAAAAAAAUUGUGAACCUUAAUAAAGGUGUUCAUAAACCAGCAAAUGCUCAAAUGACAACCAACAAAACUCUAGCAAGUCCUACAAAGAAACUAAUGAAGAGGAUAGAAACUGUAAAGAAAAAUGCUCAAGGAGAAAUCAUAUCUCGAGAAAUAAAGCUCGUUCCUAUAGAGGAUGAGGGGGUCAUUAGUGAGCAGACUUCGGUCACAAAUCGGGGGCAGGUCCAGGUGGUCAAGAAGAGCACCGUGGUCACCUCUACUGAGGGUCAGCAAGUGGGAAACAGAACUGUGGUCAGCGGGAACAGGUCAGUGAUCACCCCAGGGUCCGGCAACCGGUCUGUCAUCAGAUUAACUCCAGACAGUGGGCAGGGCGAGGAAGGGGACCUCAGAAAUGUGGUCAGUCAGCAAACUACUGGGAGGAGAAUUGUUGUGAAAUCCACUCCUAAAUCAGUGAUGGUGAAGAAUCUGUCUAUUUCUACAUCAGACUCCAUCAUCAAGAAUCUCUGCACAACAGUGGGUCCAGUAGAGAGCAUAAAAAGAGACCAGAAAGAUGCAGUGGUGACAUUCAUGAAUGCAAAUCACGCAUCACUGUUUGCUGAGAAAUACAACAGGACACUUCUGGACUUGUCAACAAUCCUCGUGUCACUGAUAAAUGAUUUGACCUUCAACUUUCUCCCUGGAAAUGAACGAAGAUGGCACGCAGCAAUCACGUCCAAGCGUGCUUCAUACGACGGCAUCCAAUGGAUGCCCCUCCUGACGGAUAGAACUCGACGUCCGCCAUGGAAUCGUCAAGUAACCAUGUUGGACAACGAAAUGUUGGUGGAUAGACAUCCAGGUCACGACCUGUGCAAUCCAUUCGAGGUUUCCUCAUCCUUGGCAAUGCCCAGCAUGCCCAAAGGGGGCGUUCUGGUUAGGAUACAGUGCUUGGGAGCUUGCUCACCAGAAGGGCAGAUAAAGAGAAAGGAUUUACACCCCAUACUGCCAGGCAUUGAAGUGGCUGGAGUAGUACAAGAUGUGUGCCCCUCAAUACCCAACAGAAACUUCAACACAGGGGACAGGGUCAUUCUAUAUCUGGAUGAAGACUUUGCAGAGACUGGUUACCAGGAGUACAUAGCUGUUGAUGAUACUGAGAAAUGUAUUCAGAUCCCAGACUCCAUACCCCUGGAAGUAGCGGCUAUGUUACCCGGAAGCGCCCUGACAGCGUACAGUGCAGUAAUGAAAGCCAUACCACACAUAGAAAAACUACAGGAGGUUAAAUCUGGAAUCAAUGUCCUUAUUGUUGGUGCUGGUGGCAUAGGACUUUGGGCAGUGCAGCUGGCCAAUUACAUGCUCUCCCAAUUCAGUCAGACCAACAUCAAAUUAUUUGUAUCAGACAACAGUAUUGACAAACUGCUGACAGCACUAGACCACGGCUGUUAUGACGUCAUUCACUGGAAUGAAGAAGAUCACGAGCAAUUUAUCAUAGAGCGAACUCUGGAAGCCUGCAAAGGAGGAGUAGAUGUAGUCAUUGAUUUUGUCAGCUCUCCAAGAACAGUGCACAGAACUCUCAAGGUCCUUAAUAGAGAGGGUUUAAUAUUGGUUGGAGGAAACACAAUGUCAGAAGUUAGCAUCAACUUGAAUGUGUUAGCAGCCAAGCAGCAGAGUAUAGUAGGAAUACCAAAAGGGUCCCUCAAACUUCUGCUGGAAUUGGUUGACCUUGUAGCAGAAAAGAAGGUCAAACCACCCUUGUUUUCAAUUCACAAUGUUGAAGAUGCAAACCAAGUUUUUGAAGACCUUUACCAAAGUCGGAUAACUGGGCGAGCUAUACUCAAGAUCAACCAUUCUCAAACAGUUGACAAUUGAACUGCUAUUUGUAUUGUCAGCGUGCCAAAUCGGUAAAACAAGAAAGCAAGAUGGGAUGAUUAUAUCAUCUGCAUAAAUAUGGCAAUGCUGAUAUGCAAUAUUUGGCCAUGUCCCUGAAUUCAGAGUUUUCUACCAAAUCCUGGAAGACUUGAAUUCCGGAUGCCACAAGUUCAUCCAAUCCAUGAUCUGAAUAAGUAAAUGGUGCUCCGUGUAAAGUGCUUGAUGAUUGGAGAAAUCCGAUGGUCACUUGAUGAUCUGAACAAGAACUAUAGUGCUAUUCCCGCAAUUCUGUGCCCUUAGUGUUCAAUGACGAGUGUUUAUUACUUUGCAAAAAGGACAUGAAUACCAUAGACUCGAUGUACUUUGCUUGAGUAUGUGUGACAUCAUUGACAUCCAUAUAGUACGAUAGCUUGUUAAACAUGUUCUAGGGCAACUUUAAAGUGCUGUUUUGAACAGUUCUGACAUUUACUUUAUAAUUGUUGUCCUUUCUCGUUGAGGCAUUAUUUAUUAGUUGCAUCAAAUGUGAUAUUAUAUGUGAUCCAGAAAGUGCUAAGUGGUAGAGUUCUGAAUGUGUAUGUGAAUGGUGUACGUGCGAAAUGAGAAUUGUUUUUGUUACAGCAAAUUACUGAUGUAUGAUUUUUAUACUUAUUAAAAUUCAUGAACCUAAA